AUGGCGGACGAGAAGACUCCCCAGCCCGUCGAGGGCUCCAUCCAGUCCAAGAGUGUCGACCUGGACCAGCUGCCGACGGGAUACUACCGCAGCCCCAACUUCAUCGGCUCGGUGGUUGCCGUUUGUUUGAUGGCCAUCAGUCUGUACCUGGGAUAUGUCUUGCCAGUCAACAGCUUGACUGCGAUCAACCAAGAUCUCGGGCCGGACCCCAACUAUAGCAUGAUCUCAACGGUCUUUACGUUAAUCUCCGGAGUGGGAUUGCUGCUGGUCGGCCGUCUGGGCGAUAUCUUCGGUCGUCGGUACAUCCUUAUCGGCGGCCAGCUGCUGGGACUUGUUGGGGCGAUUGUAUGCGCGACCGCAAAGAAUGUCCCGACCGUGAUCGGCGGAAGUGUGCUGUGCGGUCUGGCUGCUGCAGUGCAGUUGACCUUCACCUUUGUGAUUGCUGAGCUGGUACCCAACCGGGCUCGUCCUGCGGUCAACGCCAGCAUCUUCAUCACCACCCUCCCCUUUUCCGCCUUCGGAUCCAUCAUUGCCAGCGACUUCGUCGCUCAUACCGCCGCCUCGUGGCGCUGGACGUAUUACCUGAACAUGAUCACCUGUGGCCUGUCGAUCAUCCUGCUGGUGCUCUUCUACUUCCCCCCUGGUUGGGAUCAGAAGCGCGGCGGGCAGAGCCGCCUCGACGGUCUGAAGAAGUUCGACUGGAUCGGGUUCGUGCUCUACGCCGCCGGUGUUGUUCUGGUGCUGUUGGGACUCUCUGACGAGAAGAUAGCCUGGGGUGGUACCUCGUAUGCGUGGUCCUCUGCCCACGUCGUUGCCGUGCUGGUCGUCGGCUUCGUGUCGAUCAUCGUCUUUGUUCUCUACGAAAUCUACGCACCCCUGGAGCAGCCCCUGCUCCCCAUGUCGCUGCUGCGCAACCCCGGCUACGCGGCGACGGUGUGUUCUGCCCUGGUCGGCAACAUGGUCUACUUCUCCAUGAGUCUUUUGUGGCCCGAGGCCGUCCUCUACCUCUUCACCACCAACACCAUCAAAGCCGGCUGGCUUUCCAUCACCACCGGAGUCGGCGUCAUCGUCGGUGAAAUCGCCGCCGGGAUUCUCAUGAAGCCCCUCGGCUUCACCAAGUACCAGCUCAUCGCGUCCACCGUGAUCAUCACUGCGUUCUCCGGUGCCCUGGCGGCAAUCAACCAGCACCACCAGGCCUACGGUAUUGCUUUCACCGCAAUCGGCGGCUUCGCAGUCGGCUACCUCGAGCUGAUCACCCUGAUCAUGUGUCCCCUAUACUGCAAACCGGAGGACAUUGGUCUAGCCAGCGGCUUCCUCGGCUCCGCCAAGCAGAUCUUCGGCACUAUCGCCACGGCCAUCUACGUCGCCAUCCUCCAGAACCGGAUCACCGCCAACCUACCCACGACCGUCACGCACGCCGCCACCAAGGCCGGCCUCCCCUCGUCCUCCCUCACCGACCUUCUCGAGGCCGUCGCCGCCGGCACCAGCGCCGCCCUGGAGGCCGUGCCCGGCAUGACGACCAAGAUCCUCGCCGCGGUCGCGGACGCGGAGAAGACGGCGUACGCGAUGUCGUUCCGCACGGUCUUCUGCGUGAGCAUUGCGUUCGGUGGUUUGUCGAUCAUCGCGUCGCUGUUCUCCCGGGAGGUGGACACGAGGUUGGAUGGGGGGGUUGCGGCUAAGUUGCAGGGAAAGGGGGAGGGUCAGUCGCCGUCGCAUCAGGAUUGGGAGACAAAGGGGGUGGCGGAUGAGGAGGCGCGUUAA
Aspergillus fijiensis CBS 313.89 is the source of this 1761-nucleotide messenger RNA. Its product is annotated as trichothecene efflux pump. NCBI's taxonomy places the organism in Eukaryota, Fungi, Ascomycota, Eurotiomycetes, Eurotiales, Aspergillaceae. The record is from RefSeq and is a predicted model, not a curated record. The transcript is spliced from 10 exons. Gene Ontology annotation, molecular function: transmembrane transporter activity. The coding region runs from base 1 to 1761 and encodes 586 amino acids. Gene Ontology annotation, biological process: transmembrane transport.